CCACGCUCAAAACCUUCUCACACGGGGUGGAGGUGCCAUUGGGCCACGCAAUCAAGCCUUCUAACAGUAUUACAUCCUAGGCAAACGAUCAUUGUUUUGGUUUCACCGAUGAUUUGCACGUAAAUUAGGAAAGGGAAUCGAGUUUCGUUUCUCGGUUUGUAAUUUUUCUUUUCCCUUGUUUGUGUUUUUGUUCCGUUUUUGUUUGGGGCCUCUGAUCCCGUAUGUACCCGGAAAAAAAAAAAGGAAAGAAAGAAAAAGAAGGCCUGGGCACGCCUUGGCUCAUUCCUUUAUUCCGGCCGGUGACAUAUCGGCACGAGGCCCGAAUGAGCUUUCCAGCUCGGUGAAGGUCUAAUCAAAUGGAUACCGCCAUCGGUGCCCGAAGAAGCUCGGCUUUCCGGAUGGAGAAUCCCUUCAGCCUCAAGGUUUUCCAGGUCUUUACGGGAUUCGGCGCGGGUUGUGGGAUUGGUAUCGGCGUUGGCCGGCCCAUAUAUCUAGGGUACCAGCUUGACGAGACUGACAAUAACUCACAGUGGUGUCAAAAUUAAGUGCUUAUUCAAUUACCAGAGGAAGCACUGAAGAUCUACUAGAAGAUAUUAGGUGCCAUACCAGUACUGCAGCAAGUCAUGAGUGCCACAAGAGGUGCAACAGAUGCUUUUUCUGGAGUUGGAAGACAUGUUAAUGGCUCUCUAAAGAAGUUGGGGAUGAAGAACAUUGAAGCAGGUAUUGGAUGUGGGGUUGGUGUUGGCCAUGGCUUUGGAGUAGGACUUGCCUUGAAGCCUGGAGUGGUUCAUCUGAUCCAAUCUUCUCUUGAGCAAAUGAUGUCUAAGAUCAUGAUGAAUGUGGGUUCUGUUCCUGGUUUAUCUUCUGCCCCAAGCAUCAUCCCAGGAUCUGCUCAAAGCAGCAUUACUAUGCUAAAUGGGACUUUUGAUAAAAAAGUGCAAUCCUCAAGCGGUAGUGUUUUGGAUCUGGAAUCUGAAACUACGGGGAGCACCUUUCAACAUGCAAGAUUUGAUGAAUCUCCCCAUCAGGAACCUACACAUAAUUCUUAUGAAUCAAACAGGACCAUGUCAGAAAAAUCAAUUGGAAGUCACACUGAAAAGGUUAUCAACAAUUUCUUGCAGAAUCCACUUUUCAGAAAUGAUGAGGAGAUGGGGCUAAAUGAAGUGGCUGGGAAUCUACGAUCAGAAAAUAACGUGCUACAAAUUUUACUGAAACAUCAACAAGUCAUUGAGGAGUUGAUGGAGGAGAACCAGAAACUGCGCCAAAUACUCAUGGAGGACCUUAAUGUUCCACCUAGCAAGCUCCAAACAAACAAGGAGAGCAAGAUCAAAACUUACUACACAUGUUCAGACUGCUUUGAAUGUCGUAGAAGAAAUAGAAGAAGAACAAGAUGACAUUAAUAUCCCCAUGGUUCAUGUCAGCAGCACAUUCUUAUCAAGUUUUCUUAAUGUUUGUCAAGUUCUUGACCACAGACGCUGGAUUAUCAUCACUAGCAGCCAAAAGAAUGUUCAUGGAUAUUUGAUAACGUUUGUUCUGAUGUACAUCCUAGGUUGCUUUUCUGAGGUAUAUUUACUUCCCCCCUUUAUUGUUUUGUGAAAAUUAAAUAUCAUUUUCCUUCUCUGAUUACAAGGUUCAUGUUUUCUACCUCUUUAAUAUGAAUACAAUUUCCACCUUUCAAAUA
Messenger RNA from Elaeis guineensis (African oil palm), 1681 nucleotides. The record is from RefSeq and is a predicted model, not a curated record. NCBI's taxonomy places the organism in Eukaryota, Viridiplantae, Streptophyta, Magnoliopsida, Arecales, Arecaceae.